Heteronotia binoei (common prickly gecko) is the source of this 3493-nucleotide messenger RNA. It is a transcript of the gene VPS54, whose product is annotated as VPS54 subunit of GARP complex. NCBI's taxonomy places the organism in Eukaryota, Metazoa, Chordata, Lepidosauria, Squamata, Gekkonidae. Gene Ontology annotation, cellular component: GARP complex. The coding region runs from base 159 to 3083 and encodes 974 amino acids. Gene Ontology annotation, molecular function: syntaxin binding. Gene Ontology annotation, biological process: Golgi to vacuole transport; retrograde transport, endosome to Golgi. The transcript has 23 exons. The record is from RefSeq and is a predicted model, not a curated record.
UGUUUCUGUGUUUUGUUCAGAGCUGAAACAGAGCCGUGCGUAUCACAAUCUCAAGAUUUUUUUUAAUCUGAUGGAACGAGAAGAGAUAUGAGGCCUGUUUUGCAGGGACCUUCUUGGAGUUCUUUCGUUGAGUACUUGCCCAGCGGUGGCUUUAUGCAAUGGCCUCUAGCCACAGGUCUUCACCAGUGCCUCAGACAAAGAACAGCGAUGCGUUCUUCAAGAAGGAAGUGGACUCUGCCAAGCGCUUUCGAACAGUGCAGUCACUGCCAGACGUGUGUCCUAAGGAACCCACAGGUGAUCUCGGCAGCCUGUCCGACAGCCCGUCUUUAGUGGCCGACCAGCACCGCUGGACUAUUUAUCAUUCCAAAGUCAAUCUCCCAGCAGCCCUCAACGACCCUCGGUUAGCAAAAAGGGAAUCGGAUUUCUUCACCAAGACGUGGGGGCUGGACUUUGUCGACACUGAAGUUGUGCCUUCGCUCUACCUCCCGCGGAUCAACAAGGAGCACUUCUCAGCGUACCAACUGGACAUUGGUCAGAGAGAGAAGCUUCAUGAGAAAUGCAAGACUGUUUGUCCUCCUAAAGAUACCUUUGACAGGACGCUGUUGCAUACUCAUGAUAAAUCCAGGACAGAACUGGAGCAAGUACCUAAGAUUUUUAUGAAACCAGAUUUUGCCUUGGAAGAUCCUUCAACGUUUAACAUGGUAUUACCUUGGUCUCAUUUCAACACCGCUGGGGGGAAAGGAAAUCGUGACGCGGCUUCUUCCAAGCUGCUUCAGGAAAAGCUGAGCCACUAUCUGGAUAUCGUGGAAGUCAACAUCGCCCAUCAGAUCUCCCUCCGCUCCGAAGCGUUUUUCCACGCCAUGACCUCCCAACACGAACUGCAAGACUACCUCAGGAAAACCUCCCUGGCUGUGAAAAUGCUUCGAGACAAAAUAGGCCAGAUCGACAAAGUGAUGUGCGAAGGGUCUCUCAAAGUCUUGAGACUCUCCAUGACGAAAGUCAACUGCAUAAAAGCGUACAAUAAGCUGAAGCUGAUGGCGGCAGUACACCAAACGCAGCCCACCGUGCAGCUCUUGCUGUCCACUUCCGAAUUCGUCGGCGCGCUGGAUUUAAUAGCGACGACGCAGGAGGUGCUACAGCAGGAACUCCAAGGCAUUCACAGUUUCCGGCACCUUGGGUCACAACUCUGUGAAUUGGAAAAACUGAUAGACAAAAUGAUGAUUGCAGAGUUCGCGACCUACGCUCGCAGCGACUUGAACAGGCCUCUGGAGGACGAGUGUCAGAUUCUCGAAGAGGACAGGCUUGUAUCGCUGGUGUUUGGACUCCUAAAACAAAGGAAACUGAACUUUUUUGAGAUAUACGGUGACGAAAUCAUUAUUACAGCAAAGAACAUAAUUAAGCAGUGUGUGAUUAACACGGUAUCAGAGAUCGAAGAAAUAGACACGGAAGUGGUGGUUAAACUGGCCGAUCAAAUGAGAAUGAUGAAUUUCCCACAGUGGUUUGACCUCCUGAAGAAUAUUUUUUCCAGCUUCAUCCUCUUCCUCAAGAGAAUCAAGGCCACGCUAAAUGUUAUCCGCAGUGUCGUUCUCUUGGUUCUAGACAAGAACCAAAGGAGCAAAGGGCUGGAAGAAGCCCCGGUGCAGAAGAACUCGCCGAAAGAAAGCGCCACGGACACAGAAGUGGCUUACCUGACCCACGAGGGGAUGUUCAUCAGCGACGCCUUCAGCGGGAGAGACCUCCCGCCCACGACAGCCUCUCCCGGAAACGUUUGCCCAGACAGCGACCCCAGCAGCAGCGAUUCUGUCUCUGAGCCGGAAUGCGCCACAGAUUCUUCGUCCAGCAAGGAACAGACUUUGUCGGGUGUCACCCCUGCUGGCAUCGAGACCAUGAUCGGGGAGGACAUGAAACUGUCCGAACUGGAACUGGUUAGACUAGCGAAUAACAUCCAAGAGCUUCUGUACAGCGCUUCCGAUAUUUGCCACGAUCGUUCAGUCAAAUUUCUCAUGGCAAGAGCAAAAGAUGGCUUCCUGGAGAAACUGAACUCUACCGAGUUCGUGGCUCUUUCCCGACUGAUGGAGACUUUCAUCCUGGACACGGAGCAGGUCUGCGGGAGGAAGAGCACGUCCCUGCGUGGCGCCCUUCAGAGCCAAGCGAACAAAUUUGUAAAUCGAUUCCACGAGGAGAGGAAAACAAAACUCAGCCUUCUGCUAGACAACGAGCGCUGGAAGCAAGCCGAGGUUCCGGCAGAAUUUCAGGAUCUUGUUGAUUCCAUAUCAGACGGCAAAAUUGCUUUACCGGAGAAGAAAACAGGAGCUCCUGAAGAAAGAAAGCCAACAGACUUCCUUGUUGUCGACGGUCAGAAAUACGCUGUAGUUGGGACCGUCUUGCUGCUGAUCAGGAUCAUCCUGGAGUAUUGCCAGUGUGUGGACAACAUUCCUUCCAUAGCGACUGACAUGCUGACUCGUCUCUCUGAUUUGCUGAAGUAUUUCAACUCCAGAAGUUGUCAGCUGGUGCUGGGCGCCGGUGCGUUGCAAGUGGUCGGCUUGAAAACGAUAACUACAAAAAACUUAGCCCUCUCGUCCCGUUGCCUGCAGCUGAUUGUACACUAUAUUCCCGUUAUCCGAGCACACUUCGAAUCCCGCCUGCAGCCCAAACAGUUCAGCAUGCUGAGGCAUUUCGAUCACAUUACCAAGGAUUAUCACGACCACAUAGCUGAAAUUUCAGCCAAACUCGUAGCCAUAAUGGAUAGCUUAUUUGACAAGCUGCUCUCCAAGUAUGAGGUCAAAGCCCCCGUCCCCUCCACCUGCUUCAGGAACAUCUGCAAACAGAUGGCGAAGAUGCACGAAGCAAUCUACGAGCUCCUCCCCGAGGAGCAAACGCAGAUGCUCUUUUUACGAAUAAACGCAAGCUACAAACUCCAUUUGAAGAGGCAGCUGGCCCACUUAAACGUCAUCAACGACGGGGGACCUCAAAACGGGUUGGUUACAGCCGACGUAGCUUUUUACACUGGAAACCUUCAAGCUCUGAAAGGCCUUCAAACCCUGGACUUAAACAUGGCCGAGAUCUGGGAACAGAAGAGGUGAUAAUACAGCAGGGCAGUGGCUCGCCCUCUCAGCUUGGGAUAAGCCGCUGCUGCUACUUUUCAGUAGGCGAAUACGUGGAACCUAGAAGAGGAAAUUCCCUCGACGUUUGAUGGCAUCUCGGAUCUCGGCGACCUCGGGAGAGAAACUUUCCUCGGAGAAGAAAGGAGGGAUCGGCUCUGUCUUCGGGAUUUCUUCAUGCUCAGGUUUCUUUGGACCAAAUCCAAAAGAAUACAUAGCUGUAACACAGCUGCUGUUGGCUAGAGAGUUGCGCAGGCAAGUUUUGUGUUUUAAAAAGCUGUCCUGCGGUUCCUCCAGCGCAACCAAACUCACACGGCGUCUCUCGCCUCUAUUUAAGUUGACGAGAGUUUGGAAAUCCUUGCAAAAUUCCAUAAAACGUUUUCCACUAUAAA